CGCCGCCCGCCCUGUCCACCUGCCGCCCCAGCCUCCUGAUUCCUUGGCUGCUUCUCCUCGGCUUUGUUGCUAGCUGGUGACAUCACCCGACUGCCCACCCCGCUGCUGCCUCUCAGCCGUGCAGCUUCUCUCUCUCUCUCUCUCUCCUUCCCCAGAUUCACAGGCAGAGCCGGCUCCAGAAGCAACAGCAUGCCCAGGCGGCUGGGGACUGCAAGGGCAAGGCGAGCCAUCUGAGGGGCCGGCGGGGACCCCCGUGCCCGUUCUCCCUCGGCCUGCCUGCCUCGCCCGGAGGGGUCGCCCCUGGGGUCCCCCCUCCCCGCCUGCCUGCCGGCCGCCCCCCUCGCUGCAGUGCUCUGGCGGGGCAGCCCUCCUCGGGGAGCUGCCUGCAUGACUCUCCGCAAAGGGGAGAAGACCACCAUCAGCAUCCAGGAGCACAUGGCCAUUGACGUCUGCCCUGGACCCAUCCGGCCCAUCAAGCAGAUCUCGGACUACUUCCCCCGCUUCCCCCGCGGCCUCCCCGCCACGGUCACCCGGAGCAACAGCCUGCGGUCCUCCGCCAGCCAGGCGGCCGUCAGCCCCUCGGAGAGCACCGCUGCUGCCCCCCGGGAGGACGACGAAGAUGUGGACCAACUUUUCGGGGCGUAUGGGACGGAGCCGGCCGAGCAGCCCCCCAAGCGGCACACCAAAGAGGAGGAGGAGGAGGCGGCGGACGCCGACGCCGAGGGCUACGAGUCCGACGACUGCACGGCCCUGGGGACGUUAGAUUUCAGCCUGCUGUACGACCAGGAGAACAACGCACUCCACUGCACCAUCAACAGAGCCAAGGGCCUCAAACCGAUGGACCACAACGGGCUGGCUGACCCCUACGUGAAGCUGCAUUUGCUCCCUGGUGCCAGUAAGGCAAAUAAGUUGAGGACCAAAACGUUGCGCAACACCUUGAACCCCACCUGGAACGAAACCCUCACCUACUACGGGAUCACCGACGAGGACAUGAUCCGCAAAACACUCAGGGUCUCUGUCUGUGACGAGGACAAAUUCCGCCACAACGAAUUCAUUGGCGAGACCCGGAUCCCGCUGAAGAAGCUGAAGCCCAACCAGACCAAGAAGUUCAACAUCUGCUUGGAGAAGCAGCUGCCGAUAGACAAGACAGAAGACAAGUCCCUGGAGGAGCGCGGCCGGAUCCUCAUCUCCCUCAAGUACAGCUCUCAGAAGCAAGGGCUGCUGGUGGGCAUCGUCCGUUGCGCGCACCUGGCCGCCAUGGAUGCCAACGGCUACUCGGACCCCUACGUGAAAACGUACUUGAAGCCAGAUGAAGACAAGAAAUCCAAGCACAAGACGGCUGUGAAGAAGAAGACCCUCAAUCCGGAGUUCAACGAGGAGUUCUGCUACGAGAUCAAGCAUGGUGACUUGGCCAAGAGGACGCUGGAGGUGACCGUCUGGGACUACGACAUUGGCAAGUCAAAUGACUUUAUCGGUGGUGUGGUGCUGGGGAUCAAUGCCAAAGGGGAGCGGCUGAAGCACUGGUUUGACUGCCUGAAGAACAAGGACAAGAAGAUUGAGCGCUGGCACACGCUGACCAACGAGCUGCCCGGAGCCCUCCUCAGUGACUGAGGGCCUGAGGAGACCCCGGGGGAGCAGAGCCCAGCGCCCGCCCAAGGGACAACUCUCUCGCCUCGGGGCCGACGGUUUCCUUUAUCCCGGCGGGGCAGGGGAUGCCCAGUCAGCUAGAAUGUGGGGUUUGCUUUCCAGCCCCCGAGCACCAUUCGCAGGGAACGUUUGGACCUCCAGGACCGGGGUGUUUUGGGUUGCCUGGGAGGCUUCGACGCCGCCCGCCCAGGUCGCCUUGGAACCGCGACUUCUUGGGCCUCCCGAAUUCUCUCCGUGCUGCCUUGCAAGAUCAGUGGCAACAUGGCGGCACAAUCUUCUCUGGCCUGGGGUUGGGUGUUUUCCUGUUUUGUAUCUGUCACUCUUGCAAAGCAUUUAUUGAAUCUCCGAACUAAAGGCGGGGGCCUGUGGGUUUGGGGCCAGGUCCUUUUCGGCAUUUGAUGUUCCCAGUGAUUACCUUCUCCGUGUGGGGAGAGGGUCCGGUUUGCUUUCCCGUCCACCCCCAAGUGUCGCGCUUGUGUCUCCCCACAUCCAAGGGCUCUGUAGCUCCCCGAGGCGACAGUGGCUUCUUGCUUCCUCCUCCUCCCCAUCCGCAGCGAAUCCAGGAGGGCCUCGAAUCGUGCUCUGAGGCCCCCUGGCGGUGCUUGAAAGGCCUGCCUGUGCCCGGAGUCCGGAGCUUCCCCACGGGGCCUCCUGUCGCUCUGUAACAGCCAAGGGGGCCUCACUUUUCCCUCUCUGUGCAGCUAACACUCUUCCGGAGCGGCGAGCCUUCCGUUUUUGUGCUCUGAAUGGCGCCCUCCCUUUGUCCCUUCCUCUCUCGCUCUGCUGGCAGCUGGCCACCGUCUUUGUCAAGUGGGAGUCCAGAGGAGACCUUCCUGUCACUCGGAUUCGGGGAGUGUUGACAGCAGAGCUGGGGUGACGAGCCGCUGUGGUCAAAGGCGACCUCGCCGCCUUCCUUGCCUGCCGCACAGGAUGCUGGAAACAAAACGGUUCGGCGUCCUCGGAAAUCAUUCUGCCGAUGGCACGAUUCCGACUCCCUAGAGAAGGGGCUCUUUCUGGCUGUGUGUUGGAAAGUUUGGUCCUUUCCAAAACUCUUGGCCUGGAUCUUCCGCGUCGUGUUCCGAGUCGGUGCAGAAUAUCAGGCUCCGGUUCGCCAGUCGGUUGUCUCUCGUUUGCUUCCAGUUUGCUUCCCGUUAUACCAGUUCGCAAAUGUUCCAGGAGACAGCAGCAGGAGGAGGAGGAGGGAGGUAUCUGGAUGUUGACCCACAGAAACAGGCGCUUGUCUAGCUUGUCUAGACAUUUGUGUCCGUGUACGCUUCAAUGCACACUACCCCAAAGAGAGCGCAUUCUCUCUGGGCAGCUUCUUUCUGUCGUGCUCUGGCACUUUCAAUGGCGCCAUGUUUGGAGUUGCCGUUCCGAUUCUGAUUCCGAAGCGGGCUUUCACCUCUGAGGCUCAGACCCAUCUUUGUGCCUCUCUUGCAAUUAUUCCACGAGGGGCAUUUGUUAUGCAAAUGGGCUCUCUGGCUAGUGAGAAAACACCCCAAGCUUCUCAGGGCCGCUUCGCAUUUCUUCCAUCCUAGGGCUUGGAGCAAAAUCAGUCCUUGUAACACAUCUCGGUGGGCAUUUGGUUCCCCCCCCCGCACAAAGUUGAUCCCAUGUUUGGAGGGUCCCCUUGAGCGGCCAAAAUACACACACACACACACACACGCACACACACCCGCCAAGAUAAGUUGUUUUCCAUCUUACUGUCUGUCAAAGCUCAUCUUCUGCCACGACUGGUGUGGAUUCUUUUGUUUUGUAUCAAAGCAGGUCCCCCCCUGUCCAAGCCUGGAUCGUCUGUAUAUAUUAUAUAAUAUAUAAAUAUAUACAUAUAAACGAUUGCAUGCCAGUGGGUGGUUGUCAUGCAAAAAACUUGUUAAAUGUUUGAUACUGAUGUUUUGCUACUAUGUGAUAGCUGCAGAAAACCUCUCCUGACCUGCAUCCCCACAGAGAAAUUUUGUAUAUCAGUAUUAUUAUGUGUACUUUUUGUCAGAUUUGUUUAAUCUUUAUAUACAGAACCUCAAAUUAAAAAAGAGAGAGAGACAGAGA
Messenger RNA from Hemicordylus capensis (graceful crag lizard), 3693 nucleotides. RefSeq names its product double C2 domain beta (gene DOC2B). The coding region runs from base 388 to 1611 and encodes 407 amino acids. NCBI's taxonomy places the organism in Eukaryota, Metazoa, Chordata, Lepidosauria, Squamata, Cordylidae. Gene Ontology annotation, cellular component: membrane. The transcript is spliced from 9 exons. The record is from RefSeq and is a predicted model, not a curated record.